This is a messenger RNA of Formica exsecta, 903 nucleotides long. RefSeq names its product pigment-dispersing hormone peptides (gene Pdf). Gene Ontology annotation, molecular function: hormone activity. The record is from RefSeq and is a predicted model, not a curated record. The transcript has 3 exons. Gene Ontology annotation, cellular component: extracellular region. Lineage: Eukaryota; Metazoa; Arthropoda; Insecta; Hymenoptera; Formicidae. Gene Ontology annotation, biological process: response to light stimulus. The coding region runs from base 137 to 385 and encodes 82 amino acids.
UAUCUGUCAGGAACAGAGUUUGGCGAAAGGCGGUUUGUAUAAAAGAACAGCGUCUCCGGAUCAUGGAUACACAUCGUGAUAACAUCUAGUUGGCACGGUCGACAGUUGCAACAGAUUAGUGAUAAUUCAUCUAUCAAUGGCUAACUACGCCGUCACUAUCGCUAUUAUCGUCGGGAUUGUUUGUGGACAAGCAUUGAGUGUAGUCGAGGAUGCUGAUAGAAGUCUUCUAGGAUUGAACCUUCCCUACGGUAGGGGAUUGGAUAGUGAACUGCAACUGGCCAGAUUGAUGUUGUUAACUCCGCGAUUUUGUCAUCCUAAACGCAAUUCCGAGCUUAUAAACUCGCUGUUGAGUCUACCGAAAAAUAUGCACAAUGCCGGGAAAUGAAAGUAUCUAAAGGUUAACGCGCAAAGCUUAUUCGCCGUAAAAUUUACAAAAUUAAAACACAGCAGUUAAAAAAAUAUCAUCAAAGUUUUCAAUAAUAUUCUAAAUAUGUAUAUGUAAAGAAACACAUACCGAUGUGUACAAAAUGUAAAUCGGUAUUAAUAAACGUAAAAACUUAACUUUCUAUUUUAUCAUAUUUUUUCCUUACAUAAUUGUAUUAAGAAUAUUGCAAAACGCGUAUAUAUAUAAUACGCUCCAUUUAUUUUUUUACACCAUACAUUAUUUACGAAGACUUAUCAUAAUGUAAUGUUUAUUUCCUUUCUCCCCUCCUAAAGUCUUUAAUUUAUAUAGUUUGAAGCAUUCAAAAUAAGCGUGUGCGCCAUAUUAUUAUUAUAUUUCUUAUAAUAAAAUAUAUAUAUAUAUAUAAUUCAAAAAGUGUGUGUACAAAUUGUAAACGUUAAAAUCGCACAUAUGAAGAUCUAUCAUCUUGAUUCCAAUAAAUAACUCAUAUUGUUUCAAUA